Myiozetetes cayanensis is the source of this 849-nucleotide messenger RNA. RefSeq names its product tubulin tyrosine ligase like 2 (gene TTLL2). Gene Ontology annotation, biological process: protein polyglutamylation; microtubule cytoskeleton organization. The record is from RefSeq and is a predicted model, not a curated record. NCBI's taxonomy places the organism in Eukaryota, Metazoa, Chordata, Aves, Passeriformes, Tyrannidae. Gene Ontology annotation, molecular function: tubulin-glutamic acid ligase activity; tubulin binding. Gene Ontology annotation, cellular component: cilium.
AUGACAGACCACCACAGCAUUAAACCAUGGCAGAGAUUUAAUCAGUGCCCAGAAGCUGUUCAGAUCACCAGAACAGACUGCCUGGCAAAGCAUCUAAAAUGUGUGAAAAGAGCAUAAGUUCUGUAUGAAUUUAGCCCAGUGGCAUUCAUCAUGCCCAGUGACUAUGUUAAAUUUAGAGCAGAAUACAGCAAGGAGAGAAGUAGGCAGAAGAACAGCUAUUGGAUUUGCAAGCCUGUGGAUCUCUCCUGUGGAAGAGGCGUACUCAUUUUCCAAGACAUUAUAAACUUAAUGUAUGACUGUACAGUUAUUGUGCAGAAGUACAUUAACAACUCCUUGCUCACUUCAGGGUAUAAAUUGGAACUGCACCUUUAUAUAUGUGUGAUCAGUUUUUGCCUCCUCAUCAUUUACAAUUAUGAAGAAAUUCUGGUGAGGUUCGCUAUUGAAAAGUUUGACUUUGGUUCUCUGCACAAUGUCUAUUCCCAAAACACCAGCAUCAACAAAUACAGAUUUUCAUAUAAAAACAAAGAAGGGAUUAUCUGUGACUGCAAAUGGAUAUUCAAUGAAUGUCAUUCUUACAUUGAAUAUUGGGUUGAUGACAUGGUCCUCUGGCAGAUGAUCAAUAACACAGUGAUUCUUACCCUGCUUGCUGUGACCCCCUUACCAGUGGAUUUCAAUUGCUUUGAGCUCUUUGGUUUUGACACCUUGGUUUUUGACAAAUUCAAGCCACAACUUUUAGAAAUCAACUAUCCAGCAUUGUUUUUCAGCUGUUCCAUUGAUGACACUGUGAGAAGAAAACUUUUUCACAAUUUCUUUUCACAAAAACUUUUUCAAGCAUUGCUGAACUGCUGA